Messenger RNA from Drosophila erecta, 2558 nucleotides. RefSeq names its product aprataxin-like protein (gene Aptx). The record is from RefSeq and is a predicted model, not a curated record. Gene Ontology annotation, cellular component: nucleus. NCBI's taxonomy places the organism in Eukaryota, Metazoa, Arthropoda, Insecta, Diptera, Drosophilidae. Gene Ontology annotation, biological process: single strand break repair; double-strand break repair. Gene Ontology annotation, molecular function: double-stranded RNA binding; single-stranded DNA binding; single-strand break-containing DNA binding.
UACAAGAUAUAUAUAACAAAUAACAAAGUUGUUCUAAUUGGAGUAUAUCAUUCUAUAAAAUGCUGACAAUAUUGGGCAAAUUAAAAUGAAUGCAUACGCCCUAAUUUGCAAAAUAUAAAUAUAUAAAUAUAAGUGGCAAAAUAUCGCGAGUGUCAGCUCGAGAGGUUUUCCAACACUAGUUGCUUUUGUUUUUAUUUGACAAUUAAAUAACAUACAUUUUCUAUUGAAAAAGAUAACUAAAUCAAACCUACGUAAAAAAAUUGAACUCGGGAAGCAAAUAAUUUUAUGCAAAGCAUUUGUUCUAGCACUCCCUAUGUCAUGGUCAAAUGGACUAGUCAAGGAAAUCCUAAAACCAGAGAGUUUGAUAAUUUCAUCGGAAAUCGCAGUGGUUAUUGCAGACAAGUUUCCCAAGGCAAGGCAUCACUACCUGGUGCUGCCCCUGGCGGAUAUUCCCAGCAUCUUUCACUUGAACCGCAGCCAUCUGCCGCUCUUAGAGGAGCUUCAUCUGCUGGCCAGGAACGUUGUGGAGGUGAAGGGAGUGCACUGGCAGGACUUUAGCGUGGGGUUUCACGCGGAGCCGAGUAUGCAAAGGCUCCAUUUGCACGUCAUUUCCAGGGACUUCGUAUCACCAAGUCUGAAGACCAAAAAGCAUUGGAACUCAUUCAACACCGAGCUGUUUGUGCCCUACACACAACUGUACGCCCAGCUAGAGAAGGAGAAUACCAUUGCGAGGCUUCCGAAAUCACUGAAAGACGAGCUGCUGGCCAAGCCACUUAUUUGUAAUCAGUGCGAAUUUGUGGCGAAAAAUUUGCCAACACUCAAGGAGCAUCUGGUGGGGCACCUACUCGAUCCAAAUCCCAUUCGCAAUGAACCACAGUGACGACUAGGGAACCAGUUCCACCCCACAGAGAGCCGAGAAGUCAGCCGUGCUAAUUUCAGACAAUCACAACCUAAAUUAUUUGAUUUCGGGGAUUUCUACGAAUACGAAUACCUAAUCGAAUCUAGCACCAAAAUGGAACUGGCAUAUAUCCGAGAUGAGCUGAAGCGCAAGCUAAGUGAUAGCAGGAACUUUCUUAUCGAGAGUGAUCGGGCGGUGGUCAUUAAAGCAGAUUUUCCCAAAUCGCAAUACCACUUUCGGGUGGUGGCCAAGGAUGAGCUCAGGGAUAUAACUCAGUUGACCGAAGAGCAGCUGCCCUUGCUGGAUCACAUGAUGGAUCUGGCCAAUCAAGUCAUCGAGAAGCAGGACCACCUGGAGUCGCGUAACUUUCGCAUAGGUUUCAAAGUGCACACCUUCUGGAAUCGUCUAAAUCUACAUGUUAUUUCUGACGACUUCUACUCAAUGGCCAUGAAACGUCCGCAGCACUGGAAUAGUUUCAAUACGGAACUAUUUCUGCCCCUUCAAAUGGCACACAUGCUGCUCAGUGUGCAGGGAUCCAUUGAACCCAUUCCGGAAGAGAGGCUCAAAGAGUUGGAGCAUCAGAUGCCAUUACGAUGCAACCAGUGCGAUUUUUCUACCGAUCUGCUGCUGGAUUUGAAGGCUCACCUGUAUCACCACUGGUUGCAUAAGGAAGGCGAGCGUGAACAGAAGAAGAAAAUGGAUAAAAUAAUACAAAUGCUGAAUGAGCCCAUGCUGGAUGAGGCGGCCAAACCGAAGCAGCUGUCUGAAGAGCCUGCUCAAACUCAGCCAGUUGCUGAUAUUGCCCCGAAACGCAAUCCAACUCAGAGAAAACCCUUAACGCCACAUCAGCAGCAGGGCAAGCAGCAGGCCCAGCAUGGCUACGACAACCUCGUGUACGGACCUCCUGUCAACAUAAUGAAUCAGAACAAUCCCAACAAUCCAUUCCGGAACACUCCGCCCUUUAAUAUUAAAGCACAAGCACUGAAUCCGCCGCGACCCAUGCAGCCCGGCUUUAGGUCUCGUGGACCUAGGCCUUUUCAACGACCAAUGGCUCCUCACAGUGGGCCGCGCUUUCCGCCUAGUCACCACCAGAACAGAUUCAGACUUCCGGGAUACAACGCGCCCCAUCAGCCUAAUCCAAUGGUCGGCGGUCAGGCUGAGCCGCCAGGUCAGCAACAGGGAGCUAGGCCGAAAACGAAUCGAAGAUAUGGUUCCGGUUCUCAGCAUCCAAAUCAGAAACAUAAAUCCCAGGACAAGCAGCUACCUAAAUAACUUCCUGGAACGCCACAAUAUCGACGAUUAAUUCUAAGCCAGCUUAGGAUCAUGUAUCCUAUUGAAACAUUUCCUUAUACGAAACUACUAUCAGAAAGACUUUAGAUCCAAAUUGUCAUUUUAAAGGGAAGCAUGGCUUCAUGAGUAAUACUAAUCAUCCAAAAUCAUUUCACCCAACCCAAGGUUUACUAUUUCUAAUUGCUUAGAAACGAAAAUGGAAUGAAAAACUUAUUAAAUUUGAUAAUUUACAAUAAUUUGAUAAUUUACUAAUUUACAAAUAUGCAUAUUAUACACAUAACAUUGCCAAACUAUAAUGCUAUUUUUUUAAUCUAUUCAUAUGUCUGAUGAAAUAAAUUAGUAUUGAAACCCCGAAAAUAUCAUAACUGUA